AUGGAGACUAAGCCGUGUUUAACUCUAACAGCCCAGCCCCAGGUCCGCCGUGCCCUGUGCCCCUACUCCCCACACGCGCCCGCCCACAUCUGGGCGAGCGUGCUGCUGCCCUGCGCCGUCCACCUGGCUCACGCCCACGCGCCUCCUGGCUCCCCUGCUCGCAAGUGCGCGCCCACGCCGCGUGCCUCGGCCGCUCCUCUACACGCGCUGCACCGCGCCCGGCCACACCCUACGCCUGCCUCGCCAUGUUCCGGCCCCGCGCCUAGCCCGCGCGCCUCGCCUCCGCCUGCUGCCAUCGUACUUCCCCCUGACCCGCUACUGCCUGAAGCUGCAGCCCGCCUCCGCUGCCGCCUGCAGGCCUCCGCGCCGGUGGCCGCCUUCGCUACCACCCGCUGA
Molecule: messenger RNA, 396 nt
Organism: Aegilops tauschii subsp. strangulata
Lineage: Eukaryota; Viridiplantae; Streptophyta; Magnoliopsida; Poales; Poaceae
Source: RefSeq, a predicted model, not a curated record